Corylus avellana is the source of this 1495-nucleotide messenger RNA. RefSeq names its product isoflavone reductase homolog A622-like. Gene Ontology annotation, molecular function: oxidoreductase activity. The record is from RefSeq and is a predicted model, not a curated record. NCBI's taxonomy places the organism in Eukaryota, Viridiplantae, Streptophyta, Magnoliopsida, Fagales, Betulaceae.
CUUUCCAUGAGCCAUAGGAAGUCAACAUUGAGGGACGUCGCAAAUAAAAUAUUCCGGCCAGCUGUUGGCCUAGCCCGAUGUCCUUCCUGACGAGGGAAAGGGUGGGUUUGGUAGAGGAAUAUAUUACAAGUUAGCAGAUUAGUUGAGCUGGAUGCGUUGGACGAGAUGGGGUGGGAUUUCAGUAUGGGGUGGAUGGAACCAAAGACUCAUUCACAGACUUGUUCGCUUGGGUAACUUUCCAUGAGCAAUAGGAACUCCAUGUUAAUGUAUUUAUGUGUCUAAGGGAACUCUGCUUUCCUUUCUUUGAAACUGUGAACUAUACCCCCAAGAUAGUCGCACCUCUCUAUUUUUGCUUUACACCCACUGCAUGCCCCGUCCAUUUUUCAUUUGAAUUUCUCUUUAAAUGGCUCAAAAAAGCAAGAUUUUGGUGAUCGGAGGGACCGGAUGCAUCGGAAAAUACAUAGUGGAGGCAAGCGCAAAAGCUGGACACCCCACUUUUGCAUUGGUCAGGGAAAGCACAGCUUCUAAACCCGAAAAGUCUCAACUCAUUGAGAGCUUCAAGAGCUCUGGGGUGACACUUGUCUAUGGAGAUAUCUAUCAUCAUGACAGCUUGGUGAAGGCAGUCGAGCAAGUCGAUAUAGUGAUCUCUGCAGUUGGGUCACAACAGAUAGCUGAUCAGGUGAAGGUUAUUGCUGCCAUCAAAGAAGUUGGAAACAUCAAGAGAUUCCUCCCAUCAGAGUUUGGACCGGAUGUGGAUUGUGCCCAUGCAGUUGAGCCAGCUGCAAGCUUUUUUGGGCUCAAGGCUGGCAUCCGGAGAUCAAUUGAGGCUGAAGGAAUUCCAUAUACUUACGUCGUGUCCAAUGUGUUUGCUGGCUACUUUUUGUCUAACCUUGGACAGACAGGUGCCACAGCUCCUCCUAGAGAAAAAGUAGUAAUAAUUGGAGAUGGAAAUCCCAAAGUAAUUUUUGUCAAGGAAGAAGAUAUUGCAACUUAUACCAUAAAAGCAGCGGAUGAUCCCAGAACCUUGAACAAGACCCUCUAUCUGAGACCCCCUGCCAAUAUUUUGUCUUUUAAUGAGAUUGUCCUCCUGUGGGAGAAAAAGAUUGGCAAGACCCUCGAGAAGAUUUAUGUUCUAGAGGAUCAACUUCUUAAGAAAAUACAGGAAUCUCCCGUCUCCUUUAAACUCCAUAUAUCCAUCAUUCACUCCGUGUUUGUGAAGGGAUCAGCUGGAAACUUUGAGAUUGACGAUUUUGUUGGCGUGAAGUCUUCUGAGCUUUAUCCAGAGGUGAAAUACACCACUUCGGAUGAACACCUGGAUCACUUUCUCUAAAACUGGAGCCACUUGAUCGUUUGUGGCAACAUGUUAUGUCUUACCAUCUUCUAUGUCGCAUUUGCUACUUGUCUUUUUUGCCCUUAAUUAGAUUAUUUUGUACCUUGCGCUAGAACAUGUUAAUCUCUUAGCAUUUCAAAUCAAAUUUUCUUUUGCUUUUAUUGA